AUGGACGUACCCAAUCUGCCCGCCUAUCCUCCUCCGCGCGCCAGCUCCACCUACUCGCCGCCGGACAGCGACACGUUCCCCUCGGCCGACGAGCUCGACGCUUCCUGCUACAGAGAUUCGUAUUCCUCGCUGUCCGACUAUGUCCCCAAUGGCUUCGACGCAAACACCGCCGGCCCAUGCUUCAGCCGGCCUGGCAAACCCGUGGAUACCGUUGCUGGCUGGAGCGCCCCGGUGCCCAAUGGCUUCGUCAGCCCCCAGUCCGUAGUCGGCACAGCCGCACCUGGAGCCCCCAAUCACCACUUCACCAUGUGGCAGACGGGCGUCCCUACGCCCUUGAGCACCUCGGGAGACUUCCAGCACGGCUACAUUCCCCCAGACUACAGUGCCGGCUUUCACUCGGUUCCCUCCCCGCUUCCCACGCCCAGCCAUGGCAGUCCCACCUCUCCCUCGCCCGUGACGGCGAGCCUGCCCGACGAUGCCACUCUGAAGCCUGCUCCACGCAAGCGAGGCCGACCCCGCCUGCACCGCCCCGCCUCGGAUGGUUCUGCUGCCAGUCCAGUCAAGGCUGCACGCACACAGUGCAUGCCCCAUACCGAAGUCGAGCGCAAGUACAGAGAGAAGCUCAACGCCGAACUUGAGCGACUACGCAAGGCCGUGCCCAUGCUACCCCAAAGCGAUUCCUCAGAGUCGGGCGGAGUCAAGCCCAGCAAAAGCAUGGUCCUGGCCGUAGCAAUCGAUUACAUAAAAGAGCUCGAAAGACAGCGAGAUCUGGCCGUCGAAGAGGUCGAGAGGCUGGGCGGCAAGGUCAAGUUCGGAAGACCAGGGACGUGGAGAAAAGACGUCGAGGAUGCCUAA
This is a messenger RNA of Exserohilum turcica Et28A, 855 nucleotides long. RefSeq lists its product as uncharacterized. Gene Ontology annotation, molecular function: protein dimerization activity. Bases 1 to 855 code for a protein of 284 amino acids. Lineage: Eukaryota; Fungi; Ascomycota; Dothideomycetes; Pleosporales; Pleosporaceae. The record is from RefSeq and is a predicted model, not a curated record. The transcript has a single exon.